Messenger RNA from Hipposideros armiger (great roundleaf bat), 1046 nucleotides. RefSeq names its product beaded filament structural protein 2 (gene BFSP2). The transcript is spliced from 10 exons. Gene Ontology annotation, molecular function: structural molecule activity. Gene Ontology annotation, biological process: intermediate filament organization. Gene Ontology annotation, cellular component: intermediate filament; cytoskeleton. The record is from RefSeq and is a predicted model, not a curated record. NCBI's taxonomy places the organism in Eukaryota, Metazoa, Chordata, Mammalia, Chiroptera, Hipposideridae.
GGGUGAUGAGCUCAAGGCAAGUGGUGGUGGAUGCGCCCACCAGUGCCAGCUCCAGCAUGUCCCUGCAGAGGCACAGGGCAUCUUUCAAGCAAACACGGUCAUCGUCCUCCCUGGAUAGCCCCCCGGCUUCCAGGACCAGUGCCAUGGGUGGCCUUGUCCAAGCGCCCAGGGUCUAUGGAGGGAUGGUACCCAAUGGGUACCCAGGUGGCCUGAGUGCCCGUGUGACCCACCGAGCCCUGGGCAUCAGCAGUGUCUUUCUGCAGGGGCUGCAGAGCUCAGGCCUGGCCACAGCACCUGCUCCAGGCCUGGAGAGGGACCUCAGUGCCGUUGACCUGGGGGGCUGCCUGGUGGACUACAUGGCCAAGGUGCAUGCCCUUGAGCAAGUCAGCCAGGAGCUGGAGGCACAACUGCGGACACAACUGGAGAGCAAGGCCGGGCGCUCUGGGGAGUGGGGCCCACUGCCUUCCUGGUGCUCUAGUCUGAAACAAAUAGGAGAAACUGAGCUACAUAAUGUUAGAAUCACGAUCCAAGCAUGAAAGCAAACAAGGCAGAGAGGGGCAGAUUCCUUUAUCUGCAGAUAUGAAAAUGAGCAGCCAUUUCGAAAGGCAGCGGAAGAGGAAAUUAAUUCUCUAUAUAAAGUCAUUGAUGAAGCUAACUUGACAAAAAUAGAUCUGGAAAGUCAAAUAGAAAGGCUGAAAGAAGAACUCGGCUUUCUGAAAAGGAGCUAUGAAGAGGACUUAAGGCUUCUGAGCAGAGGAGUGAGUGGAUGUGCUCUCACCGCCCAUUUCUUCCAGCUGCAGGUUGUUGCCAGGAUGCUCUGGGGAAUGGCGAAGUUAAUCAGCAAACAACAGGCAGAGGUGGUCCACGUGGCCCAGACCCAGGAAGAGAAGCUGGUUGCUGCCCUCAGGGUGGAGUUACACAAUACUUCGUGCCAAGUCCAGAGCCUCCAGGCUGAGACGGAAUCCUUGCGGGCCCUGAAACAGGGUCUCCAGGUGAAAUUGCUCCAACUGGCUUUUCUGUUUGGCUUCCAGGAUCAAAGGAUUUGA